Acanthosepion pharaonis is the source of this 456-nucleotide messenger RNA. The record is from the annotation of a GenBank genome assembly. Lineage: Eukaryota; Metazoa; Mollusca; Cephalopoda; Sepiida; Sepiidae.
AUGUUGCCUCUCUUAGCUCUCUGUUACAAUGGUUCUCGAUUUUGUUAUCUAUCUAUCUAUCUAUCUAUCUAUCUAUCUGUGGAAGGAUUUUUUAUGAGACCCAUCGAAAAUUCACAUAAUUUUCUUUCUUUCUUUCUUUCUUUCUUUCUUUCUUUCUUUCUUUCUUUCUUUCUUUCUAUUACUCCCAGUUACUCAUAUUUAUUAUAUGCUAGUUACAAAUCUAUCUAUCUAUCUAUCUAUCUAUCUAUCUAUCUAUCUAUCUAUCUAUCUAUCUAUCUAUUUGAUACUUCCUGUCAUUCGCGCCUCAUCCAGCUUCACCAGCCCAUUGCUUCUUUCUCUCUCUCUCCAUUGUUCUUCGUUAUUUCUUUGUUAGUCUACCCCUUUCCCUUUUUCCCUUCGUGGGGGGGGGGCAGCCUAUUCAUAUCUAUCUAUCUAUCUAUCUAUCUAGCUGGCUAG